AUGCACGACCCCGUCGCCUCAGCAAGAGCCCAAGAAGCAACCCACCAAUACACCUUCCGCCCCGCAACCCCCGCCGACAUACCCUCCCUGCAAUCCAUGAUCGCAUCCUCACUCCGCAGCUUGGGAAAAGGAUACUACACAGACGCCGAACUGGACGGCUCAAUAGGCUACCUCUUCGGUCCAGAUUCCGUUCUCAUCAAAGACCAAACAUACUACAUCCUCCACCCCCUCAACGCACCCCUCACAAUCUGCGCCUGCGGCGGCUGGUCCUUCCGCAAAACACUGUACGGCGGAGACUCCGCGCCCUCUCCGCUGCGCAUGCCAGAAAAACGCGAUCCAGCUGUUGACCGCGCGAGCAUACGAGCAAUCUUCACGAGUCCGCAGUAUGCGCGGAAGGGCCUGGGCACGAUGAUGAUGCGGUAUUGUGAGGCGAGGGCACGGGAAGGCAAGCCGGAUGAGACGGACGGGUUCAAGAGGCUGGAAAUGGGGGCGACGCUUAGUGGAGUGCAGUUGUAUGAGAGGUGUGGGUAUGUGAGGAGUGGGAGGGUGGAUGUGGUAACGUGUCCGAAUGGGGAGGGGAUAAGGAUUUUGCAUAUGACUAAGGAUUUGGAUGAGUAG
Molecule: messenger RNA, 618 nt
Organism: Alternaria arbusti
Lineage: Eukaryota; Fungi; Ascomycota; Dothideomycetes; Pleosporales; Pleosporaceae
Exons: 2
Coding region: 1-618 (205 amino acids)
Molecular function (GO): acyltransferase activity, transferring groups other than amino-acyl groups
Source: RefSeq, a predicted model, not a curated record